AUGCUGCUGGCAGAAAUAGGUGGUGAAGAUUAUGAAGAUGUUGAGUCGAAUUCCACCAAGCUAGAAAAAAGUUAGUACAGCAUUAUAAGGAACGAAUAAAAAUUAUUAAAGGAAAGACAAGGCGUGGUAACCUGGUAUUCAUCAGUGAAAUCUUGGAUGAAGAAGCAUUUAGAAGAGAAAAUUUAAUGAAAUCUAAGAUAAAGGCCAAGAUUCGGGACGUAGCGUUUGAACUAAGACAAUCGAUUAUAGAUGCCGAGAAAUUAGCAAUGUCAGAUGAAGUGAAGCUUGCUGAUAUAAUAAGAGAAGUUGAAAUUCCUGAUAUAUUGUUGGAUUUUUACACUUACCUCAUAGGUGGUCCUGAUCAAAGAAUCGCAACGGAAGCAGAGAAAGAUUAA
Messenger RNA from Paramuricea clavata, 395 nucleotides. Lineage: Eukaryota; Metazoa; Cnidaria; Anthozoa; Malacalcyonacea; Plexauridae. The record is from the annotation of a GenBank genome assembly.